UAUUUAUGAGCACAAUUGAUAGUACUGAAAAUAGAAGAAUAAAAAUGUCUUCCUUUAAUUAUAAGUGCAAGUGUAAUGAGCCGGCAAAAAAAACAAUUGUAAGAAAAGAAGGCCCAAAUAAAGGUCGAGCAUUUCAUGCGUGUGCCAAAAAACUAGGCAACAGUUGCAAGUUUUUCAGGUGGGCUGACAAAAAAUCAGCAUCAAAAUCGGAGCAUGAUAAUUUAGAAGAAAAUUUACAAGCAAGUAAAAUAAAUGUAAAUGAAGGUAAUUUAAUCUGCGUUUGUGGAGAACUAGCUUGCAAAUUUGUAGUAAAAAAAGAAGGAGCCAACAAAGGCAGGUCUUUUUACGGGUGUUCGAGAGGUCAAGAAAGCGCUUGCGAGUUUUUUCAAUGGGCAAAUAUCGACGUUGCCGCCCGGAAACAACCUUCCGCCGUUCAACAACCUUCAGAAAAUAAUUUAGAGUGGGAAUGGGAUGAGGACGAGGAUUGGGAUAGGGACAGGGGUGACGAUCAAAAUAGACUCGACGAUCAAUACACCUCUGGAACGUUGAACUCUGUUGGGAACCAAGUCAGGUGUAUUUGUGGUCAGCUAGCGCGAUUACAAACUGUGGAAAAAGACGGAGCGAACAAAGGCAGAGAGUUUUACACAUGCUCCAAGGAGUCUCCUAAAUCAUGUGGGUUUUUUGAUUGGGCGCAAGAUUAUUCUACUAGAAGCGCCGGCAGUAUUCCAGCCAAAAAAAAACCCGCUCAACCUAAAAAAAAACUUGGUGAUAAAAAAUACGGUUCUCUUUUUUGAUUUAUUUAGAUUUUAUUGAUACUACUUGAAUAUUCCAUUGAAAUAUAAAGUUUAAAUUAUAAUUUACAGUAUUAACUGAAUAUUUAAUAACUAAUUUACAAAUGAAUAAAAAAAUUAAACUUAGAUAAGAUAAUUUUAAAACUCAAUUCGUUUUUAAAUUUAUUUUAUAGUACACAUAUAGGUAUUACUGAAAAUAUACAUAUGAUUAAAUUGCUAUUUAAUAAAGCAAUCUCGAUAGUCGUUUGGGGUUUCAAUGAUUAAAAAAAUUUUAUCUAUAAUGUUUACUUAAUAAUUAAUUAAAUUUAAAUAAUAAUACAUUCUUUAACAAUCAUCAGACCUCCACCGAACAAUAGUCUUUCAUAUCAAUACAACUCGUCACCAUCAUCAUCUACAGCACAGCCAGACGCUUUCAUCACAUUCUCGUCGUAAUCCUCAUACCUCACAUCUCAGCUCUUUUUUAAUAAAUUUAUUUUCACAAAUACACAACGUUAAUUAACCCGUUUAACGUGAUUAAUAUUACGUUUACAAAAAGAGUAGUUAGUUAUAUUGGGUUUGUUUUUUUUUUAAUUUAUUUUUUCGCGAUUAGUAGCUGUUCAAACUUGGACAAUCGCAGGUAAUGUCCCCAAAACUUACACACGUAUUUAUAUAAUAAAUAUAUAUGCGAGUAUAUAUUAUUAUUAUAUAUAGAAUAUACUAGUCGCAGGAUCGUUAAAACGACUCGUUCAGGUACGUUUCAAGACAUGUGCGACUUUCCAAAUAUGACGUAAGGUACUUACUACUGAUACACUAUUUAUGUGAUAGUAGACACGACGAUUAUCGAUUUUUUUUUUUUUUUUUAUAAUUUUCUUUUAAAUUAUUUAUUUUGUUUCUUAUCUAAUGAUGACAUGUGGCGUAUAAAACAUAUUUUAUAUUUAUAUAUUUAUAAUUAAUUAUUAUUUAUAUGAUUAAUAUUAUUUUAACUAUUGGCCUUCAUUUCAGUUAAUCCAUCACGUUUCCUUUUAUUUUAAAUUUACACUCAUAGGCGAGUUUGCGCUAGAUUAAAAAAUUACUAGCGCUUGUUUUUAUUAUUAUUAUUAUUAUUUUAGAUGUUUGUAUAUUUUAAAACGACAUAGUCGAUUACAAUUUUUUAUUAAUCAUUUUGUUGAUAAAACACUUCUCAGAAGUGGCCCCACAAAAAUCGUGCCACAAUUUUUUAUCCCUUUAAUUACAUUAUCGGUUCGCAAAUACAAUUAUUAUUAUUAUCAUUAUGUUUUUAAUGAAAUUUGUUAUUGUUUUUCAAUAAACAACUCGUGCGAUUUAAAUUGUCAGUAAUUUUUUCAGCGGCCUAAAAUUCGGUUUAAAUUAUCAAAUUAAAAUAAAAAAUAAUAAUUCGUAUUAAUUAUGAAAUAUUUAGUAUCAACAACAAUAACAAUUAUAUCGAUAAUUAUAAUUAUUGUUUUAAUUUAAAAAACCGCGUGAAUAAAAAUUUGAUUUAUUUGUUUCUCAUUUUCAGUCUGUACUCUCCUAGUUAAUUAAUAUAACGCAGAGAACGUUAAUUAAUAAAAACAGUCUAUCAUUAAAAA
Molecule: messenger RNA, 2356 nt
Organism: Cotesia glomerata
Lineage: Eukaryota; Metazoa; Arthropoda; Insecta; Hymenoptera; Braconidae
Product: DNA topoisomerase 3-alpha-like
Exons: 4
Coding region: 6-794 (262 amino acids)
Molecular function (GO): zinc ion binding
Source: RefSeq, a predicted model, not a curated record